Messenger RNA from Oryza sativa Japonica Group (Japanese rice), 2402 nucleotides. RefSeq names its product coilin. Gene Ontology annotation, biological process: spliceosomal snRNP assembly. Gene Ontology annotation, molecular function: U1 snRNA binding; U2 snRNA binding. NCBI's taxonomy places the organism in Eukaryota, Viridiplantae, Streptophyta, Magnoliopsida, Poales, Poaceae. The record is from RefSeq and is a predicted model, not a curated record. Gene Ontology annotation, cellular component: Cajal body.
UCUCAAAGAAAGGGGAAAAUAGCGAGGAAGGCAUAAACCCUCGUCCCCCUCGCUGUCUCGCACCACCGCAACCGCCGCCAAUGGCGACGCCGCCGGCGCAGGCGGUGAGGCUCCGCCUGGUCUUCGACAACCAGCGCAUCCUCCGGCGGUCGCUGAGGGAGAGCGGCCUCCGCCGCUGCUGGCUCCUCCUCCCCCCGGAGCUGUCCACCGUCUCCGACCUCGCCGCGCACAUCGCGGCUCGGUUCCGCCUCCGCCGCUCCUGCCCCAGCUGCGUCAUCCUCUCGAUAGAUGGAUUCGUCUUACCACCGUUUGAGUCGACUUGUAUCUUCAGGGACAAUGACAUCAUAAGGGUAAAACAGAAAGCUUCCAAGAGGAUAACACAACAUAAUGAUGUGCACUGUAUUGAAGGUCCUGAGAUAGUAGAAAAACAACCACUUCCAACAGACGAUGAAAUGCUCGCAAUCGAAUAUAAGAAGGAUGAUGAUAGCAAUCAACAAGAAGGUGUACAGUAUAAUCAUCAGAAUGUAGUCAAUGCAGCUUCUCACUACAAUACACGAAAUGAUGAUAUAACUUUGAAGAGGAAAUGUCAAGAUGGAGAAAGAGGAUCACCUGGGACCUCAAAAAAAAAGAAACUGAAGGUGGCAAACACUGGAAAGCACACCGGUUGCAGCAACGAGGAUAAAGCCCACCAAGAUCAGGAUCAUAGUGGUUCCAAAAAGUUGAAGUCACCAUGUAUCGAUGAUGCCAAGAAGGUGAUGCUAGCUGAAGCCGAUGUUACCUUGGAGAAAGAGCAGAUAUCAAAGAGGGACAACCAAACCAAGUUGAAUAGCGAAACAAAGGAGGAUGAUUGUAACACUCAAAGCGAUAUUAAAAAGGUAUCUAGAAGUGCUCGGCGUAAGAAACUCAAAAGACAACUUAGACAGAAAGCCAAAGAACAAUUGAAAGAGAAAGAGCACUGUCAAGAACAACCAACCGUGGCUGAUUGUCCAUCGUCAAACAACCGAGAUGUUUUGCCGUCCCCAUCAAGCAAUCAAAACAACUCGAGCUUGCCAUUUGUAAGGCAUGAAGCAGAUGAGGAAGAAUCUGAUACAUCGGAUGAUAUUGUUCCAGUUGUGGUUAGGCCUGGCCACAUUCGCUUUGAGUCAGCAGGCGGAGAAUCAGAUAAAUCACCGGUGAAGGAAAUACAGACAACUUUCCAGUGGAGUGGAACUACAAGCAAAAAGAAGGGUCAGAAGUGGGGAAUGGACAACUCAAACAAGAAAAGCUCUGAUAUCAGCUAUCAUGGGAGGAUAACUGGAACUGACACUGAAGUUAACCACCAUGUGGCUGGCAACUCUAAGACUAGUGAUAAUGAUUUUGGUUUGGCCAGUAAUCAAAAGGUUGGUGAGAGCAGUCAUGUUGGAUCAGCAAGUGAAAAGAUUGUUGCUGAGAAAGGGAAGUCUAGCAGUGAACCUUUAGAUUUUGACAGCCUGUAUCCCCUAACACGACUUCCCAAGGAAGGAGAUCUGAUUGUUUAUCGGUUGGUUGAACUGUCUUCCUCUUGGUGUCCAGAGCUUUCUUCAUACCGUGUUGGCAAAGUUCUUAUAUAUGAUCCCAUAUCUUUGAGGAUCAUUCUCUUACCUGUUCCUGAGUAUCCGUUCACUGCUGGAGAAAAGAAUGGUGAAGACGAGUCAGAGAUGCUGGUGGACAUGUCACCUUACAAGGAAGAUGGUUCCUUGGAGAUCGAGUACUCUUCGCUUCUUGAUAUUAGACUGCUCAAGGACACUGAUUCCGUGCAACCGGCUGUUAGUACUCCCCUGACAGAAACAGGCAUUAAAGGUGGAUCCCAUGCCCAAAAGCCAGCUAAUUUAGAUAAUCAUAAAGGUAAAAUUCACAGCGAAAAACUGCCAAACAACACCAAAGAUCCAGAAGCCACGCAAGAAAAAACACAAAACACGGUCUGGGAGGAAAAUGGAGAGGUCGCAAAUGACGAGCCUGCUGUUCAGGAAAAUGGCUGGGGAACUUGGACACCAAAUGCCAGUACAUCUGCUUGGUCAUAUAGAGCACUAAGGAGCAGUGCCCUUGGUCCAACACUUGCACAUUUGAGAGGAAAAAAUACCAAGAGGGGUAGACCUUACAAUCGGAAGUAUGGCAAGUGAGGUUGCUGUAUGUAAUCGCCGCUUGGCCUGUUCUUUUGUAGUUUUUGUUUGUAUGUAAUGGUGGGCUGAGCUAGGAUUGCUAUGUUACUGCCUGUUCAUGGCGAUAUGGGAUCUGAAUCUAAGACACCUAAAUUAGUCCCUAGAGAAGGGUUCUAAACUGUUGAGCUCUGACAUUUAUGUGAAACUGGAGUUCAACAAGUCUGUUAAAGAUGGAUGCCAUUAGGCACCUGGUUGGUAAGAUUGCAUUAGAAGCGUUAUUGGCAA